Molecule: messenger RNA, 591 nt
Organism: Anneissia japonica
Lineage: Eukaryota; Metazoa; Echinodermata; Crinoidea; Comatulida; Comatulidae
Exons: 3
Coding region: 59-382 (107 amino acids)
Source: RefSeq, a predicted model, not a curated record
CACACCACUACAUGAAUGUCUAAAUAAUGAGGACUGCCUUUAUGAAGAACACCGCGAAAUGGCAAUGUGCCUCAUGGAACAUGGCGCAUUAUUAAUAAAAGACAACAAAGGAAAGACGCCUCUUGAUUUGUAUGAUAAGAAUAAAUGUGGUGAAUACGGCGGUCGAUCGAUCAGACGAGAGAAGAAGGAAGAACUGAAAAAGUUACUUUUAGACAUGACACUUCCUGCACAAAUUAAAGCCAGAGGAAAAGAUGCAGUUACUGCAUUCGUCAAUGAAAUUGAAAAAGGUGAAAUGACGUUGGUAAAUAGCAGAGUGAUGUUUCUAGGAAAGGAAGGGGCUGGUAAAACCAGCCUUGUAAAUUCCAUCCUUGGAAAGCAGUAAGUGAAAUUGAAGCCUUAUUUUAUCUAUUUAAAUAGAAAGGACAGCUUGGUGUUACAUAUAUCUCAACGUUAUUGAAAGGAAGCUGACUAAUUCAAGCAAUUUUAAAUUACUCUAUUUCAACAAUUCUAACUAAAAUUAUGUACACUUUUAAUAAUCUUUGUUUGUAAAUCAUCUUUUCAUGAAUGAACCGCUCCUUGACUGCUUUCAAA